Messenger RNA from Betta splendens (Siamese fighting fish), 1663 nucleotides. RefSeq names its product izumo sperm-egg fusion protein 1. The transcript is spliced from 11 exons. NCBI's taxonomy places the organism in Eukaryota, Metazoa, Chordata, Actinopteri, Anabantiformes, Osphronemidae. The record is from RefSeq and is a predicted model, not a curated record. Gene Ontology annotation, biological process: heterotypic cell-cell adhesion; sperm-egg recognition; fusion of sperm to egg plasma membrane involved in single fertilization. Gene Ontology annotation, molecular function: signaling receptor binding; protein binding involved in heterotypic cell-cell adhesion. Gene Ontology annotation, cellular component: acrosomal membrane; plasma membrane. Bases 240 to 1244 code for a protein of 334 amino acids.
UAUUGGUCUCUUCCACGCCUUCAAAUGUCAACAAACAUUUUUUCCUAAUCUGUGCAGUUAAAGUUCAAUCUGAUCAUUCUGGGCUCAGAUUCCAGAUAACUUCACACUAUCGCAACAAGCUACAUCGGUGAACCUCCCGGAGCAGUGGUUGCAGUGAUUGUGACGGUGACGCGCUUUCUACCACUGGGUGACAGCAACACGCUGUAAAUGACACCGCAACGGGAGAUUAUGUGUAAAAGAUGCUUUUGAUUGUGACGUCUCUGCUCUGCUGUGCCCCUGUGGCCAAGUCGUGUCUGCAGUGUGACAGCAAGAUCAGGCUUCUGAAUGAAGACUUCGGCCUGUCUGCCCCCACAGUGGCUGAACAGAUUGAAAUUCACAUGAUUUGUCAUCAUGCGUACGAGACCUACAAAGAGACCAGCCUGCAGCGAAUGGGAGUUAUUGAUCCCUCCACUCUCUACAGAGCCAGAACUGAGUACCAGAGCGAAUUUGAUCGCUUUCUGAAGACCAAGCACACCGGACCUCUGACUUUUGAAGCAGUUCAGAUAAUGGAGAAAGGCAGGAGGAUCCUCGAGAAACACUUGGACAUCUUCAUUCGUGAUGGACUGUGUCCCAACGCGUGUGGGCUUCUGAAACAGAGAGUGAUAGACUGCGUUUCUUGUCGCUACAAGAUAUACAUGUGUCCCUCUCCCUCAGGCCAGCAGGACUGUGGAGAGUACCCGGUGCAGGCUGAGGAGGGAGGCCAGGCAGUGCUCAACUGUUUUGUUCCGUGGCAUCGUCUUCUAGUAGGAAAGUCCGAGUACCACUACUCCUGGGCCCCGGGGGUUCCAGGAACUAAAAAGCUAAAUCAAAGUGACUUCAGACCCCUAGUAGUGACAGAUGACUCAUCCGUGAUCCUAAAUCAGCUGCACGUGGAUGAGCAAGGAACAUAUCGCUGUUCUCUGCGGGAAAAUGAGACUGUCUUCUACCAAGUCACGUUCUCAGUCACUGUCUCUCCGCUGCCGAAUCAGACUCGCCGACCCCCCGUCACGCUGCCCACCCCGCCUCCUGGAGACGAAUACUCACCUUUUCUACACACCCAGGGUUGGCUGGCGCCACUCGUCGCCCUGGUUACCGCUCUCAGUCUGGCUGCAAGCGUGGGCCUCGCAGUUGUCCUGGGAAUCUUGGUGAUUCAGCAGAGAGCAGCGGAGGAGCCAAAGAGGAGGAGGAGGAGGGGGCAGGACGAACACACACACAACACGAUCUGAUGGUGUCUCAGCAGGAGAGCAGCCAUGACGGAGUGGGAGUGUUGCUCAGGGAAUAAAGAAGAGGGGAAGUGGGAACAUGAAGAAAGUGGAGUCAGAGGUUUGAGUGGGAGACGUUUGUGGGAAGGCAGAGAGAUUUCAAUGUGGGUUAUGAGGAAAUGAAGACAGAAACGUCACAUCAGACAUUGUGAUAUGAACUGUCCCACACAGAACAUAACGUAUGUCUGCCUGUGUGACAAAGGGCAACGCGUGUCUGAUUUCCAGGGGGUGGAAAACGUCUACAAUGUCUUAGUCAAUGAGAAUCACUGCCUUAUUUAAACAUCACCGAAGGAGGAUAAAGAUGAUAUGUACUGUGUAAUGUCCCUACUACUUGUACGAUUUCCCCAGUGACAAGCAUGAAUUAAAGUAAACCUUCCCCAUAA